Messenger RNA from Trypanosoma brucei brucei TREU927, 1320 nucleotides. RefSeq lists its product as hypothetical. The record is from RefSeq and is a predicted model, not a curated record. Bases 1 to 1320 code for a protein of 439 amino acids. Gene Ontology annotation, molecular function: protein folding chaperone. Gene Ontology annotation, biological process: protein refolding. Gene Ontology annotation, cellular component: cytoplasm. The transcript has a single exon. NCBI's taxonomy places the organism in Eukaryota, Euglenozoa, Kinetoplastea, Trypanosomatida, Trypanosomatidae.
AUGUGGUUCAGCCGCUUUUCGCUAUCGCUGGCAAGCACAGAUGCUGGUGAGAAGUUACUGCGGAGCAUUCGUGGCCGCGACAUUACUUUGCGAGUCUCCACAAAGGACGGUAACGCACGCAUCGUUUUUGCAUCCACCACCAAUUUACUCCGUGAAACGAUGCGGCGACACAAACUGCUAACGCGAAUGAAGGGUCAAACACCUUUCCUUGAGCUGGUUGGUACGCAUUUAACCUUUACAAAUAUACUAGCUGCACUGCAGGAGGGCGAGGAACGCGUCGCUACACGUCUGAGUGCGAAUGAGGGGACAAUUGUGACUGAGUCGCUUGCUAUCGGUGAGUGCCGGUGUUAUGUUGGUGGUCACAACGGUACCACGCUGGAGGAAGAGCCCCACUUCCCAUUGAAGGUUGACCGCUUUCUAUAUGGUCAGUCCCAACCCUUUUCGUCAAUUACAGCCGCGUCUUUGACGCAGCUCAUAGACCGCGACUAUAACGCAACGGUUAGCUCCUCCGAGGGCUUUUGUAGUACCGCGCAAACUCCGGAAACAGCGGUGCCCCUGCUGGGUCUUGGAAUGUUGUCACCAGAGGUUGUGGAUGCUUAUUAUCGUAGGAAUAUCACACUGCAUGGCCACACUUUUUUUCGUCAAUCGGAGGGUUCGGUAGCGGCAUUGUGGUGCUGUGCGUAUCUCGACGACCCUUCGCUCCUGGAGGCGUUUGCUUUGUACUCGGAAGCGAGUGCCGCAAGCGAAAGCCCUGAGGCAGUCGAUCGAGUUGACGAGAUGAUGCGUAAGACGGCUUGCUCAUGCGGUGUUCUUGUUCAGCCGGUUGUGGCCGGGCGCGUGGUGGAAGAAAAAAUUCAUCUGCUACAACGCCUACUGGUCCGUGCAUCGAUCGUGCAACCUGAAAUAUUUAGCGUUCUGAAGGAAAGGGGGGUGCAUGAAGGUUUAGCUUGUCAAGACUCAAUCGCAUUGGUUACAGGCGACCACGAAGGCGCUUAUGAGGUAGCCAAAGCGGCGCGCCAAUUUACACAAGAUCCGUCCGUUUCAGCCCCAGUGGUUGAGAAAGUGCGAGAGGGAUUGGGUUUGGAUAAGGGCGAGCGUUUCUUUAUCGAUCAAGCGUCUGUAGUGCGAAACGGAAUUGAUUAUUUUUGUCGAUGUUCCAAAAAUAAUUUUCUACGGGCGCUUGUGGCGCUCCCUGAGGAGCAGCUUUCGUCUCUUAUGGAAGAAACUAGCUUUCGCUGUACGUUUUGCGCGAAAGAGCAUGUGCUGCAACCCGAAGAUUGGAGCAAACUGUUGCGCGACCGUACUUCCUUUAAAAAAUAA